UUCUUGAUUAUUGAUAAGCAAGAUAUGUACUUUUAGUCCAUACAAAAUGGACUAAGAAUGAACUGUUGAAUUUGUUGGUUGUAAUUUAUAAUCUUGACUGAAAAUCUGCUUGUUCAUCAACUACUGAAUCUAUAAAAAGCAAACACAUGAUGUAACAUGUCUUCACAGUCUCACUGGUUGACAACAGAGGAAAGGAACCAAGUUUUACUUGAUCUUAAAGCUUCAGGCUGGUCUGAAUUAGGUGAAAGAGAUGCCAUCUACAAAGAGUUCAAUUUCAAAAAUUUUAAUCAGGCUUUUGGAUUUAUGACACGAGUUGCUCUGCAAGCAGAGAAGAUGAAUCACCACCCAGAAUGGUUUAAUGUCUACAGCAAGGUUCAUAUAACUCUUAUUUCCCAUGACUGUGGUGGACUGACCAAAAGAGAUGUGAAGCUGGCCCAGUUUAUUGACAAAGCUGCUGCAUCAGUGUAACAAAGAUGUGAAAAGUUUUAAUAUAGUUGCUAUCAAUAUUUUGUGUUUAAAUAGCAUCACUCAUUCAUUGUAACUCUGAUUUAGGCCAAGUCCCUCAGAGGACAAGAUACUUUUUUUUUUUUUUUUUUUUUUUUUUUUAAUAAAAUAAAAACACAGACUGACUUAGCCUUGUCUGCCUUUAAGACCUUAGUCUGAGAGACCAUCCUCUAAAUAAGCUUGGGUUUAUCCUUUGUCAUUGCUGGCUCCACGUGAGGAUACAGAGAUAAAACAGCAAAAAAAAUAUUUUUGAACAAUGACGAAUUUCUCUCCUAGAAAUUAAAACAGUGAUUUUAAUAUUAGAAGCUAAACACAGGAGCAAGCUUCAGUAUCCACAGAGCAAAGCUGGAAUGAACACUGGACCCCCACCCUCCAGAGCUGUAAGUGCUCCCCAAGCCUGCAGGGGUCCCGGUGGGUGCCGGGCCCUGGGGCCCCCUCAGGAGGAGAGUGCAAACGCAGCUGCCCCGUGAGUGUGCCCUUGUGCCUGGCCACAUGAGAGGUUUAUACAUCUCUACUCCAAGAACAUGAUAGCAGCCAGACUGGGUGAUUCCCAUCCUGCCUCUGGCAGUGACUGGUAGCAAGCCCUUAGGGAAGAUGAGAGUGGGGCAUGCAGCUAGUGAUGCCUCCUUGAAGUGCUCAGCAGAUUCUGCAGCUCAGCUACAACCUUGUGUUCCAUUUUUUUCUGUGAGUUUGUCUAAUGGCCGUGGGAACUCACCUGUCUUUUUGGCAUCCGCUGCCUAGCACCUAUAGCAGGUAAGAGUGAUACCGUGUGUUUGAGAAUUGUUUCCUUUCUGAGGAGGUAUAGGGCUGGAUCCUACAGCUACUGCAAACUGUACUUAUGAUGUAUAUGCAAAAAUCUGAGCAAGUGCUUGAAGCUCGUGUAAUUAAACGAAGCAUGUGCUUUUAAGUACUUUGGGUCAGUCAAAGUGCUCAGCACACUGCAGGAUCAAGCCAUUAUUUUUGUCAUGGCAAUCUCAUACCUGUAAGAGAGGUCAGGGUAGCUUUGACAGGCUCCUGUAAUGCUGGCAAGAGCUGUCAGCAGACAGGAAAGCAGCAUUAGCAGGAUUCUCCUGCUAAGCUGGGCUAGGCUGAAGCUAUGGACACCCUUUUUUGUAAUUACAGCCACUUGUUGCAAAUGUUGUUCCAAGAGCUGCAGAUCCCACCAACAGGUUUUAAAAUAAUUUCUUCCAUGGUUUCAAAGUUUGUUUUUUAUCCUGUGAUCCUCAGAUUUUCUCUGCCAGCAGGGAGAAUUCAGCCUGCUUAAGGACUGCAGAAGGGGGCUUCUCUCUUUGCAAUCCCUUUGCUAACUGUCCCCACCAUGCGCAGUCAUGCCUCACAAGUGAUUGCUGCUGUGUAGUUACCAGAAGAUUGACAUUUUAUAAAUGCCUAAAUACAUAGUUAGAAUGACACCAAAGGCACAGUUACAAACUACUGAGAAAUGAGAUACAUACUGACUUGUGAAUCGUUGCCAAAAUCUGUCUGGUGCAUGUGUUAGGUGUGUGGUCUCUCAAAUAUUUUUGGAUGCAAAAUGCCAAUAGCUGACAAGUAAAUAUUCCUGUUGAUAAAAUAAGAAAGAUAAUUUUUUAGUUAAUCCUUAGCAAGUGUACUGUCAUGCGCUGACUGGUAACAGGAAUGAAUGUGUCAGAUGUUGGAGUUCACUGCCAGUAACUAUGCUUAAGUUACGAAAUAAAAAUGUAAAGGAGACCCAGUUCAGAUGUUCUUCCCUUAAAAAUGUCUUUUCUCACUGAAGCAGCAGAUUUCCCUGAUAUGGCUUGAAAAUGGUUGCUGUUGCAGAAAUAAAUAAAGCUAAAACAAACAGUUAGACUGCGAUGUCUUCUGCUACUCAUGGGGACAUGAACAAAGCUUCACCCGAAGUUUUGGUGAUGUCUCUAAUGAACUGCGAAAACUGUUGUUAGAAGUUGAUAUAUAAUGCAAAUGCUUUGAAUAAAACCAAUAAAAUCAAA
Rhea pennata is the source of this 2468-nucleotide messenger RNA. It is a transcript of the gene PCBD2, whose product is annotated as pterin-4 alpha-carbinolamine dehydratase 2. The transcript has 4 exons. Gene Ontology annotation, biological process: tetrahydrobiopterin biosynthetic process. The coding region runs from base 157 to 468 and encodes 103 amino acids. Gene Ontology annotation, molecular function: 4-alpha-hydroxytetrahydrobiopterin dehydratase activity. The record is from RefSeq and is a predicted model, not a curated record. Lineage: Eukaryota; Metazoa; Chordata; Aves; Rheiformes; Rheidae.